AUGGCAACCCUCACCACGAGCGGCGGCGAGCAGCUUAAGCCUGCUUCCGAUGGAACUCCGGACCGAGAGAGCAACUCGCUAUUCGUGCGCAAACGCAAAGUACUCGAGGAAGGCGAAGAGAACAAGGUCGUGAACAAGAGCUCUCAGGGCAACUUCAGCAAUGUCCGUCGUCCACGUAAGCGGUAUGUCAUCGACGAUGAGGAUGAGGACGAGGACGACUUGUAG
Cutaneotrichosporon cavernicola is the source of this 225-nucleotide messenger RNA. RefSeq lists its product as uncharacterized. The record is from RefSeq and is a predicted model, not a curated record. NCBI's taxonomy places the organism in Eukaryota, Fungi, Basidiomycota, Tremellomycetes, Trichosporonales, Trichosporonaceae. Bases 1 to 225 code for a protein of 74 amino acids. The transcript has a single exon.